Messenger RNA from Periophthalmus magnuspinnatus, 515 nucleotides. Its product is annotated as thioredoxin-like. The coding region runs from base 89 to 409 and encodes 106 amino acids. The record is from RefSeq and is a predicted model, not a curated record. Lineage: Eukaryota; Metazoa; Chordata; Actinopteri; Gobiiformes; Gobiidae. Gene Ontology annotation, molecular function: protein-disulfide reductase activity. The transcript has 5 exons.
UGGGGAGUGGUCAACGAGCUUUCUUCUUCCGACUUGUCGUGAGUUUCUGUAGUUAGCUCUUUUCUUUCGGUUCCUAUUGUUCGGGAAAAUGGUGAAGUACGUUGAGUCAAAGAGUGACUUUAAGGCGGAACAGGAGGCAGCCGGGAGUAAGCUGGUUGUGGUAGAUUUCACCGCGACAUGGUGUGGCCCCUGCCAACACAUAGCUCCUGUAUUUGAGAAACUGGCAGACCAGUACAAAGAUGUUUGUGUUUUCCUGAAGGUGGAUGUUGAUGAAGCUACAGAACUAAGUGAAGAAUGUGGAAUUAGGAGCAUGCCAACAUUCCAGUUCUACAAAAAUGGCAAAAUGGUUACACAGUUUUCAGGUGCUAAUGCUGACAAACUCAAGGAAACCAUAGAAGCGCACAAGUAAAUACAUUCCUGAAUUGAGUUACAUUGUCUGUAUAAAAGAAUUGACAUAUGAAAAUCUGUCAAGUAUCCAGUAUGCAACUUGCAUCAAUAUAAACAUGAAAUAUAAA